This is a messenger RNA of Echinostoma caproni, 393 nucleotides long. NCBI's taxonomy places the organism in Eukaryota, Metazoa, Platyhelminthes, Trematoda, Plagiorchiida, Echinostomatidae. The record is from the annotation of a GenBank genome assembly.
AUGACUACGAGAUUCUGUGUGAUUAAGAUUGUAUCUUUCUACUUGCAGAAAUGCCUCAGUAUCUUGGAGGAGGCGAUCCGUUACGCGGACCCAUUACUGACUGAACACGCCUUCCGGGGUACAACAAACAAUCCGGUUUGGUCCUUUGCUGAAACGAAGCCCAUAAUCAGUCUGUUUGAAGAGCUCCAUCCAACCUAUAGCUGUCCUUUAGCCAUGGAUGAGUGUAUGCCGACAAAUGAAAUUGGCACACUAUCGGAACGUUUGUUCAAUCUAGCUCCGGUCACCUGGGAGGGAUAUGUGGUUGCGCCACCUGGGAACAUUGCGCUGGAACCCAAAGGAAUCGAUCGAUCUAGUUGCAUGACCGAAACAGACAGACAUUCUGAUGCGAAAUAA